Blepharisma stoltei is the source of this 726-nucleotide messenger RNA. The record is from the annotation of a GenBank genome assembly. Lineage: Eukaryota; Ciliophora; Heterotrichea; Heterotrichida; Blepharismidae.
AUGAGUGUCCCAUCUCAACGCUCCUUUGGGAGAUUCCACCCCCCGCUCUGUAACCAAAUGAAAUCCAGCACAGGCGCCCCAUUUCGCAGCCAAAAUUCACAAUUUUCAAGCUUUAGACAAAAUCCUUUUUCUCAAUCUAGUGACACAAAGCUUACACAAAAUGACGACACUCUCUCAGUUUUCAGUGAUUCUACAAUAAUGGGCCCUCCAAGCAUUUCUCAAGAUCAUUUUAAUUCCUUCAGAAGCGAUAUUUGCGAUAUGUUCAAGAUGAUCAUUGAUAAUAACCAGAAAAUGACUUUACAGAUGAUUGAAGCCUUUGUGCAAAAUAACCAAAAAGAGACAGAAAAAUCGAGAGAAGAGUAUAAAGAAAUUAAGGGUGAGAUGAUUGAUAAAAUUGAUAAUAUUUUGAGUGAAGCUACAAAUAAAAAUGAAAUAAAGCACUUAAAAGAUGAAUUACAAUGCAUGACUGAAGAAAUGAAAAAUCAACAAAUAAAUUUUCAAAAUGAAAUUAAAAAAAUCAGCCUUGGUUUAUCAAAUAUCCAAAGAAAAAAGCCGCGAAAGCAUAAGAAAAGGACUCCGGAAGCACCACGAAAAUGGUGGCGGGAAACAGAAAAGAUACCCCCUCUGCCAUGUCCUUGCCUUUUAUAUACAGAAACAAGGAUGACUCGCAGACAGAAAAUUAAAGCAUACAAUGAAGGUACUUUAAUCUGUAAAUGUAAAAAAUAA